AUGACCCGAAGCUGCAGACCCUCCAGCCCUGCCCUCGCCCCAGUGCUGCUGGCUGUGCUGCUGGGCGGUGCAGCCCGGGCCGCGGAGAUAGUGGGCGGGCGGGAAGCCCAGCCCCACUCGCGCCCUCACAUGGCGUCGCUGCAGCUGUUCCCCAGCAACCACUUCUGCGGGGGGACCUUGAUCCACCCGCGCUUCGUGCUGACCGCAGCCCACUGCCUGAGCAACUUGAACCCGUUGUGGGUGAGCGUGGUGCUCAGGGCCCACCGCCUGCAGACCUCCGAGCCCACCGAGCAGAGGUUCGGCAUCAGCCGCCUGUUUGAGAACAAUUACGACCCACAGGAGAAGCUGAAUGACGUCCUCCUCCUGCAGCUGGACCGCCCGGCCACCCUCAACGCCCAGGUUGCGGUGGCCCAGCUCCCUCAGCAGAACCAGCUGCUGCCCCACGGCACCCAGUGCCUGGCCAUGGGCUGGGGCCGCCUGGGCACCUUUGAGCCACCGUCCCAGGUCCUGCAGGAGCUCAACGUCACCGUGGUCACUUUCCUGUGCCAGCCACAGAACGUGUGCACCUUUGUGCCCCAACGCAGCGCUGGCAUCUGUUUUGGGGACUCGGGCGGCCCCUUGGUCUGCGACGGUGUCAUCCAGGGCGUGGACUCCUUUGUGAUCCGGGGAUGCGCCACCAACCAGUACCCCGACUUCUUUGCUCGCGUCUCCCUCUACGUAGACUGGAUCCGCUCGGUGCUGAGCAACGCGGGGGGCGAGGACAGCCCCUGA
Balaenoptera musculus (blue whale) is the source of this 771-nucleotide messenger RNA. RefSeq names its product proteinase 3 (gene PRTN3). Gene Ontology annotation, biological process: proteolysis. Bases 1 to 771 code for a protein of 256 amino acids. Gene Ontology annotation, molecular function: serine-type endopeptidase activity. The transcript has 5 exons. The record is from RefSeq and is a predicted model, not a curated record. Lineage: Eukaryota; Metazoa; Chordata; Mammalia; Artiodactyla; Balaenopteridae.